Messenger RNA from Myodes glareolus (Bank vole), 1473 nucleotides. It is a transcript of the gene Cenpa, whose product is annotated as centromere protein A. The record is from RefSeq and is a predicted model, not a curated record. NCBI's taxonomy places the organism in Eukaryota, Metazoa, Chordata, Mammalia, Rodentia, Cricetidae. Gene Ontology annotation, cellular component: nucleosome. Gene Ontology annotation, molecular function: DNA binding; structural constituent of chromatin; protein heterodimerization activity.
AUGCGAUGGGCGGGGCGGGUGAAAUUUGAACUGAUGGCGGCGGAGCUCAGUUGUCGGUGAUGUGCACGGUGCACGGUCGCCUCGCUGUUUUGUCCGGCUUCGGCAGCAGGACUCGGAAGGCUUAGCGGAGGCGGCGGAGCUUGGACCCUCCUGUCAACCAUGGACCCACGUCGCAAGGCGAAGGCCCCGAGGAGACGGCCCUCCAGCCCGGUGCCCGGACCCUCGCGGCCAGACCCGAGCCCCCGCCGCCCGUCGAGGACCCCGACGAGGCGACCCUCCAGCCCGGUCCCCGGACCCUCGCGACCGAGCAGCAUCCGUCAAGGCGCGUCCAGUCUACGCCGAAGGCGGAAAUUUCUGUGGCUGAAGGAAGUGCAGAAACUGCAGAAGAGCACAGACCUCCUGCUGAGGAGACAGCCUUUCAGCCGUGUUGUUAGAGAAAUCUGUCAGAAAUUCACUCGCGGUGUGGACUUCUGUUGGCAAGCCCACGCCUUGUUGGCCCUUCAAGAGGCAGCAGAAGCGUUUCUAGUGCACCUCUUCGAGGACGCCUAUCUCCUCACCUUACACGCUCGCAGAGUCACCCUCUUCCCCAAGGACGUGCAGCUGGCCAGGAGGAUCCGAGGCAUCGAGGGAGGGCUGGGCUGAGCCGGCAGAGCCCUGUGUCUAGUCAACACCUGGGACCAUCUGGAGCCACAACUAGACCAGUGAUGUCUGAGGAGCUGCCUGGAGUUAGCGGGUUUUGAACAGCAUGCACACGUUGCCCUUUAAACUUUCUUUCUAAAGUAGAAGACCGUGUGGCGUUUCUCUGUGACCGAGAGACAAAAGGCCAUCUGCACACGUCCAUGGACAUGACUGUUUGCAGACCAAAGGUCAGCUUUGGCUUGUGAACUGCUCGACCGUUUGACUGUUUAAGGGUUUCGGACACGUAAGAUCUGCUGUGUUAGGAGGGGUUGUUGUUAUUUUAGUCUUUCUGUGCUGUGUGCAUCUUUUCCCGUUUGUGUAUUUGUGCUUUUGUUUAAACUAUAAGGGAGAAAAAUCUGGGUACAAGGCUUGAAUCUGUUGUAUGGAAAACCCUGGCAGUUCCUCCAUAGAGGAUUGAUUUCAUCAGUAGUGCCUGUCAGCAAACAUGCAGCUUUUCAAAACUUAACUAGAAUUGAAUACAAAUCUCUUCUGCCUUCCCUUUAAUGCUAGGGCUUGAAUCCAACAUUUUGUACAUGCUAAGCAUAGACUAUACUGUUGAGCUACAGCCACAGCCUGAAGUGUACAGUCUUUCUGUUUCCUACGAGUAAACUCAUCAAAAUCAUCCAGAGUCCCUCAUAGAACUGGACAUUUUAGUCUUAGCUGUAAAUCAUAUAAAAUGUAUCAUAUCAGUCUGGGGUUUUAAACUGCGUUUUUGGUAUUUUUACAGGUAUUUCUUUUUAGCUUAUUUGGAGAGAAAUAACAAAAAAAGUUUCUUAAUAAAAAAAUUAAAAUGAA